Misgurnus anguillicaudatus (oriental weatherfish) is the source of this 954-nucleotide messenger RNA. The record is from RefSeq and is a predicted model, not a curated record. NCBI's taxonomy places the organism in Eukaryota, Metazoa, Chordata, Actinopteri, Cypriniformes, Cobitidae.
AUGUUAAUAUCUGAUCAUACUGGUACUGAAGGAGGUGAUGUUAGACUGGUCAAUGGAAAUAAUCGCUGCUCUGGUAGAGUUGAAGUCUUUCAUAAUGGCAGUUGGGGAACUGUGUGUGAUGACUCUUGGGACAUUAAUGAUGCUGCUGUGGUGUGCAGACAGGUGGGAUGUGGAAAAGCUCUUAGUGCAAAGAGUAUGGCUUUUUUUGCUCAGGGGAGUGACCCAAUCUUGCUGGAUGAUGUUGCAUGUUCUGGAAGUGAGAGCAGCAUAAAACAGUGCAAACACAGGGGACUAGGAUCACAUAACUGUGGCCACAGUGAAGAUGCUGGUGUUAUGUGUUCAGACUUGUUAAGAUUGGUUAAUGGCUCUGAUUCCUGCUGUGGAAGAGUGGAGCUCCUUUCCAACGGCCAGUGGGGAACUUUGUGUAAUGACGACUGGGACUUAACAGAUGCUGAUGUUGUGUGCAAACAAUUAAACUGUGGCAGAGCCAUCAGCGCCUCUCACAGCGCAGAAUUUGGUCAGGGAAGUGAAAUGAGUUGGAUAAAUCAUUUAAGGUGUGUUGGAAAUGAGACCACCUUUAUGAAUUGCUUAGAAAAAAGUCAACGUAGCUGUGGUCAUAAUACAGAUGCUGGUGUUGUUUGUACAGGUGAUCUGCAGAUGCCAACGCUUACAAUUAUCUCUCAUUCAGUUGUGUCUCCUGGAGAAAACAUUCAGUUCAAAUGCACAACACCUAAUCCAAGAUGUCAGGAAAAUGCUGAAUUCCACCUGUUCAGAAACAGUUCAUCCACAAUAUCCUCUCAAACAAGUGUAUCUAGUGUGACUUUCAUUCUGACUGUAGACGUCUCACAUCAGGAUCAGUACAGCUGUGAUUACUCUUACAGGAAUGACACCAUCAAGUCUUCCAGGAGUAACACUAUUGAAAUCACUGUAGGUGAGUGCGUUCAGGCCAGCUGA